This is a messenger RNA of Lolium rigidum, 1344 nucleotides long. Its product is annotated as chloroplast envelope quinone oxidoreductase homolog. The record is from RefSeq and is a predicted model, not a curated record. Gene Ontology annotation, molecular function: oxidoreductase activity. The coding region runs from base 93 to 1103 and encodes 336 amino acids. The transcript has 4 exons. NCBI's taxonomy places the organism in Eukaryota, Viridiplantae, Streptophyta, Magnoliopsida, Poales, Poaceae.
GGCCACGCAUCAGCAAGAGACACACGCACGAACCGCCCUCGACAGUCACGAUACUCUCAAGGCUUCCCCUCCGUCCGCUCUCUUCUUUCCCCAUGGCGGCCACCGCAGCGACGGCGCCGGCCAAGAUGCGGGCCCUGCAGUACGAAGCCUACGGCGAAGGCGCCGCCGGCCUCAAGCAUGUGGAGGUUCCCGUCCCGUCAGCAAAAAAGAACGAGGUACUGUUGAAACUACAAGCAGCAACCGUCAAUCCAGUUGACUGGAAGAUACAGAAAGGGGAUUUGCGGCCUCUGCUGCCUCGUAAAUUGCCUUUUAUCCCAGUGACCGACGUUGCAGGAGAAGUUGUUGCUGUUGGUCCUGGAGUGGAAGAUCUCGCAGCAGGAGAUCAAGUUGUUGCCAUGUUGAACUCUCUUAAUGGAGGUGGACUAGCUGAGUAUGCUGUAGCACCUGCAAACCUGACUGUUAAAAGGCCAUCUGCGGUUUCUGCAGCUGAGGGUGCUGGUCUCCCCAUUGCUGCUGGCACCGCGCUCCAGUCACUGAGGUCCAUUGGUGCCAAGUUUGACGGAACCGGGAAGCCUUUAAACGUGUUGAUCACAGCAGCCUCUGGUGGCGUUGGCCUGUAUGCUGUGCAGCUUGCAAAACUGGCAAACCUCCACGUCACUGCUACCUGUGGCGCCCGUAACAUUGAUCUCGUGAAGAGCUUGGGUGCAGACGAGGUGAUGGACUACAGGACCCCAGAGGGGGCUAGCUUGCAGAGCCCAUCUGGCAAGAAGUAUGAUGGCGUUGUUCACUGCACCGUCGGUGUCAGUUGGUCGACGUUCAAGCCAUUGCUUAGCAGCAGCGGGAGAGUGAUCGACAUAACCCCCAACUUCUCUGCCAUCCUUGCUGGUGGCCUGCACAAGGUAACAUUCGCAAAGAAGCGCCUCGUGCCUCUGCUUCUAUGGCCCAACAAGGCGGACCUAGAGUUCUUGGUCGGGUUGCUGGAGAAGGGCAAGCUGAAGACUGUGAUCGACUCGAGGUUCCCGCUGAGCGACGCGGGCAAGGCAUGGCAAAGCAGCAUUGAUGGCCACGCCACUGGAAAGAUCAUCAUUGAGAUGGAGAGCUAACCAUCGUUUGUGCUGCUUUCACCAACAGACUUCCAUAGACGGUGGAGAGAUAUACUUAGAUGUAAACAUACAGACUAGUCAUUUGUGCGUUUGUUUUAUUCUGAUGGUGUUCGUUUUUCUUCAGCUUGUGUUCAAGAAUGUUCAGAGUGUGAGUUGCAAAAAAUAUAUCGAUUAGAUGUAAAUCAGUAAAAUGGUACAGUUGUGCUGUCAACAAUAUAGUUUGCUCAUGCUUUGUGGAUUA